CUCCACUACCUGGGUGAAGGACUCUGCUGGUGCCGCGGCUGCCGGUCCCGCCUCCACAGAAUCGGCUGUGCUUCCGGUACCAGUCCUCAACGAGAAGCAGGCUCUCGCUGUAACACUGGUGAGAGAUCACGCGGCGAGCCUCGACUCCUACCGAGAAGCCGUCCGCGUGAGCCGCAGAGACAACAGCGCCAGGGCCGCGCACCCCCCCCUGCCGGCGCCUCCGAGUCCUCUCCGUUUGCUGCUCACGGGGACGGCGGGCGCCGGCAAGACGGUUGUCAAUCGGGAGAUGGUGAAGUUGGUGGGACAGCAGCGGUUCAUCCUCAUGGCUCCAACGGGGAACGCUGCUUGCGCCAUCGGAGGAAUGACCAUCCACGGCGGUUUCAGGAUUCCCGUCGUCCAGAGCAACCGGUCUUCGGACCCCAGCCGCAUGACCGAAGCAGCUCUCAGGGACCUGCAGGAGCGCAUGGCUGAGGUCGAUUUCAUCCUCGUCGACGAGUUCUCCAUGGUGGGUCAGGACAUGCUCGGCCUCAUGAGCGCGAGGGGAAAACAGGCCGUGGAGGGGCGGAGGGGAGAUGGAAUAGAGGACUUCCGCCAAGACGUAUUCGGAGGCCUAAGCAUCAUCCUCGUCGGCGACCCAGCACAUCUUCCUCCGGUCGGGGCUAGCCCGUUGUGGAAACACAAUCCUUCCACGGGCGGCCUCAGCAUGCAAGGACUGCAAGCGUGGCUGUCGAUGAACAACGCCGUCGAGCUCACGCAGGUCAUGCGCCAGCAAGGUCCGGAGCAGGCCGCCUUCCGCGACACACUACUGCGUAUCGCCGAGGGCAUGCAGACCGCAGACGACUGGGACGUACUCAAGCGAAGGUUCAUCGCCGCGGUGGGGGCUGCAGAACGCGAAACCUUCGACGACGCUGUUCACAUCUUCCCCACGAACGCCCUCGCCGACGACUGGAACUGGCGGC
Ectocarpus sp. CCAP 1310/34 is the source of this 959-nucleotide messenger RNA. The record is from the annotation of a GenBank genome assembly. NCBI's taxonomy places the organism in Eukaryota, Phaeophyceae, Ectocarpales, Ectocarpaceae.